UCUUUUGGUCAUUGACUACUGAUUAGACGUCAGGUUCAGGGGUUUGAAAAACAUAUAUUGCAGGGUUUCCCAGAGCCUCAACUUGUCUAUGUGAAGGAAGCGCUCCAAGGAUAAACCCCGAAGCAGGAUCAACCAUAUAUAGAUUCACUAUCGGGACACCCAAAAUUAAAUAUCUGUUUCGGCAAACCAACUCUCUUGCACUCUAGUCACCAUGGCCCCACGCGUCUUCCUUAUCACAGGCACAUCCACAGGAUUCGGCAAGGAAUACGCCCAAGAAGUCCUCAACCGAGGCGACACCGUCGUCGCAACAGCACGAGACCCAUCAUCCCUCAAAUUCAGCGGCACAAAUUCAUCCAACUACCUCGCCGUGCGCCUCGACGUGACAGACCGAGCCAGCAUCAAAGAGGCCUUUGACGCCACCCUCGAGAAAUUCAAGCGCGUCGACGUCGUAGUCAACAACGCCGGUUACGGUCUCGCCGGCAAUUUCGAAGAGUACACCGACGACCAAAUCCGUCAACAAAUGGAGGUCAAUCUCUUCGGCCUCAUGGACGUCACCCGUCAGGCCAUGCAGGUGAUGCGUGACCGUCAAACGCCUCAAGGCGGCUUGAUUCAACAAGUCACCAGUAUCGGCGGGCAGAGAGGUGUACCGCUAUUCAGCGCGUACUGCGCGAGUAAAUGGGCUGUCGAGGGGUUCACAGAGGCCGUCAGUCUUGAAGUCAAGCCUGAGUGGGGUAUCAAGUUUACUUGUGUUGAGCCCGGUGGAUUUAGAACAGACUGGCCUGGCCGCAGUAUGACCUUUGCGGACCGCCAUCCUGCAUAUGACCACAUGGACGCCAGAGAACGCAUGACCGCCCGUCACGGAAAACAAGCCGGCGACCCAGCCAAAGGCGCCAAAGCAAUGUACGAACUGGCCGUGAUGAAAGACCCGCCUCUGCGCUGUGUCAUCGGCACCGACGCCUACGCCGCCAUCAUGAACAAGAUCGACAAAUACGAGCAGAAUUACAAACGCUUCGAAACCCUAAGCAACUCAACCGAUGUCGAAGGAUUCUCGGCUCCGUCUUGAAAACCUCUCCAUUUGGAUGGUUCCAAGGUCACCAUGACCACGACAACAUCAUAGCGCAGCACAUCACAGCCAUCUCAAUUGGGACCAUACGAGUUGUACAUGCAUUAUACCAUAUACCAAUGCACCGAUUGUGCCCUUCCUCUCCGGCAUCACGAUAUACACACAAUAAUAUUUUUAGCGUCGGCCGCGGUCAUCGCGCCAGUUGGUGUACACAUGCAUGGUGAUAUGUAUACUUUUAUAACUCCCACUACUAUGCGCGCUGACUGGGGGGGUUCAUAAAGUCCUGGGCAUGGAGAUGGAGAUGGAGAUGGAGGUGGAGACGUGAGAGUACUGGAGAAGAGACGAUGCGUUCCUGGUCCUUGGUCAUACUAUCACAAGACAUUUAGAUAUACAACGAUCCAAAUGAACAUUCUGUUUCUACGUUUCUA
This is a messenger RNA of Exophiala viscosa, 1491 nucleotides long. RefSeq lists its product as uncharacterized. NCBI's taxonomy places the organism in Eukaryota, Fungi, Ascomycota, Eurotiomycetes, Chaetothyriales, Herpotrichiellaceae. Bases 212 to 1063 code for a protein of 283 amino acids. Gene Ontology annotation, molecular function: oxidoreductase activity. The transcript has 4 exons. The record is from RefSeq and is a predicted model, not a curated record.